AUGUUGCUCAGUUUCUCAGCAGGUGACAUAUUAAUGGUUCAUGGCAGAAGUUCAGAUGUGUGGUGGUGAGCUGAACUGCAGGGUCUCUUUGGUUAUGUGCCAUCUAGCUAUUUACACCAAAAAAAUGAGGACGAGGAAGUGGAAGAUGCUUGGCAAGAUGAAGAAUACUUCAGCAAUUAUGGGACAUUAUGGUUUUUGCUUAAAGUAAUGUGGCGCCUAUCUGGCAUCUCUAGAAAAUGUCUGAAUAAAAGAAGCAGUUUUUGUAUUAGGAUGAGAGCCAUGGCCAUUGGUGUUCUUCUGUAGGUGUACGCUGUGGAAGCCAGCUCAAUAGUACAACACACUGAGAAACUAGUGAGACAGAGCUGUGAGGGGCUUGUAAGAGUAUUUCAGGAGCGAGCUGAGAAUCUCACACUGCCUGGGAAAGUGGAUGUGCUUGUUGUGUUCAUGGUGGAGUCAGUUUUGCUGGCACUUGAUCGGUGGCUGAAGGAGGGAGGUAGGAUGUUGCCAUCCUCCGCCUACCUGACUGUUGUUCCAUGCCAGGCCUUCUCUGACUACAGACAAAAAAUGUUCUGGGAGCAGCCAUACGGCUUAGACUUCAGCUAUCUGCAGUGUAUGGUGCAGGCAGAGUUUUUCUCCAAGCCUAAGUUUGGCCAUUAUCCCUUACCUGAAGACUGUUUGUCCACCCCAUCUGAUGUUAUCACUCUUGAUAUGAUCACAAUACAGGUCUCAGACUUAGAGAGACUCAACGGAGAGUUUAGAUUUACCAUCGAGAAAUCUGGAGUGUUGCAUGGCUUCACUGUCUGGUUCAGUGCACAUUUCCAGAGUUUGGAAGGGGAUGGACCAUUAUUGGAAUUGAACACUGGACCAUAUUCAGAGAUCACUCACUGGAAACAGACUCUCUUCAUGUUAGAUACAGUGAUAGUUGAGAAAGAGGAUGUCAUCGUGGGCUCCAUACGUCUUCAGAGAUAUCCGAUCAGGAGAUGUCACAUGUCAAUCACAUUUCCAUGGAACAUAAACAGCACAGAAAUUUCUAAGGUCCAGACAAAGAGUUUUCCAACCUUGGGACCUAUGAACUUGAGCUUAAAACACAGCCCUUUUUCAUUGCAUUUAUACAAACAGAAGUGCACAAAACUUGAAUCACCACAAAUCUUAACCAUAUAAAGGUUUCAAG
Triplophysa rosa is the source of this 1171-nucleotide messenger RNA. It is a transcript of the gene prmt2, whose product is annotated as protein arginine methyltransferase 2. Lineage: Eukaryota; Metazoa; Chordata; Actinopteri; Cypriniformes; Nemacheilidae. The record is from RefSeq and is a predicted model, not a curated record. Gene Ontology annotation, biological process: peptidyl-arginine methylation. Gene Ontology annotation, cellular component: nucleus. Gene Ontology annotation, molecular function: protein binding; protein-arginine N-methyltransferase activity.